UUGUCAUGUUACAGCAAGAUAAUUGGAGCUCGAUAUUACGGUGCCUCACGGCCGAAUUCGUCUCCGUCUGCAAGGGACAAUCAUGGUCAUGGAUCUCACACUGCCUCUACAGCAGCAGGGAACAUAGUAAACGAUGUUAGCUUUUUUGGACUGGCACAAGGUAACGCAAAAGGAGGGGUUCCCAGUGCGAGGAUUGCAGCAUAUAAAAUCUGCCAACCGGACGGGUGUUCUGAUGAAGAUAUCUUGGCCGGUUUUGAUGAUGCAAUUGCUGAUGGAGUUGACAUCAUUUCAGUUUCACUAGGAGCAGGAGGACAAGCUGAAGCUUCUGAUUUCUUUAAUAAUUCCAUUGCAAUUGGUUCUUUUCAUGCAAUGCAGAAGGGGAUAUUAACUUCUCAGGCUGCAGGCAAUAGUGGUCCUUCAUAUGGAUCAACCACAAGUGUAGCACCGUGGUUGAUUUCUGUAGCUGCAAGUACCACAGACCGUCUGUUCAUAGACAAGGUUGUCCUUGGUGAUGGAAGAACACUAGUUGGAAAAUCAAUCAAUUCCUUCGCAUCACCCACAACCACGUUUCCUCUACUACAUGGAACACAAGUUUCAAUUCGGUGCUCUGUAAAUGAUGCAAUGAACUGCAAACCAGGGUGUCUAGACAAGACAAUGGUGAAGGGAUCGUAUGUGCUUUGUAAUUCGUAUGGUGGAUAUUCUGAGGCUUACAAUGCUGGUGCACUAGGGGUGGUUAUGAGAAAUGAACCAUAUCUAGAUGUUGCUGAUAUUGUUACAUUCCCUGCAUUGCUAUUAAACGCUACAGAGCAUGAUUUAGUCUUGUCCUACGUGAAUUCCACAAAAUUCCCUAAAGCAAGGAUUUUGAAAAGUGAAACUAUGAAUGAUGCGGAAGCUCCUACCAUUGCUUCGUUCUCUUCACGAGGACCAAAUUCUAUUACACCAGAUAUUAUAAAGCCAGAUUUAAGUGCCCCAGGGGUGGAUAUCUUAGCUGCAUUCUCCCCACUCGCUACACCCUCGUUUAGUAGUAGUGAUCCAAGGCAUGUUCCCUACACUAUUAUGUCUGGAACCUCUAUGGCUUGCCCCCAUGUUUCUGGUGCAGCUGCCUAUGUCAAGGCAUUUCACUCUGAGUGGUCUCCUUCAGCCAUCAAAUCUGCCCUUAUGACUACUGCUUACCCCAUAAGUGAUGCCAAAAGUCUGGGUGGUGAAUUUGCCUACGGAUCUGGGCUUGUAUUUCCAGUGGAAGCUGCUCGUCCAGGACUUGUUUAUGAAGCACUAGAAGAAGACUACAUAAUAAUGCUUUGUAGCAUUGGCUAUGAUGCAAAGAAACUUCAAAUCUUAUUAGGAGAUACUAACACUGCUUGUCCUACAGUCACUGCAUCACCAAAGGAUUUGAAUUACCCUUCAAUGGGAGCUGAGGUCGUUCCAGAAAGGCCUGUAAAUAUUAUGUUCAACAGAACAGUUACAAAUGUUGGCAUCGAGAAUUCCAUUUACAAGGCAAAAAUAGUCACAAAUUCAAAACUUAAUAUAGAAGUGGAGCCCGAAGUACUCACAUUCAAGGCCGUACUUGAGAAGAAAUCUUUUGUUGUAUCUGUCAGUGGUAGUGUGCCAGUUAACUCAAGGCUAUCCGCAUCACUGGUGUGGUCUGAUGGCAGUUUCAGUGUGAGAAGUCCAAUUGUUUUGCACGCCCAAAGCAUUAGAGCUUAAUUGGAAUAGAAUCAUUAUAAGCUUGCCAUAACAAACUCCGACUUCUACAAAUAGGUCAUUCUUCCUUCCAAUAAAAUUUUAAUGUAAAACUCAAGCUAUUAGUGUCACACCCCAAACUCAAAAGGGUCCAAAGCAUGAGAAAAACAUCCCAAUGGUACCUGUAGAUUUUUUCCUUCUUGGCAAAUCAAACUAUAGGAGAUCUUUAUUUUCCUUUCUUUUCCAAAGGAUAUGAAUAUACAACCAUACUAAAAUUGCCACAUUACAAGUCAGAGCUCUAUAACACAUAUACGAACAAUAACUAAAAAUCAUGUGCCUCCACAUAAUACAUGAAUAUAUUACAAAAAUUUGAUUAAAUUACACAAAGUCACAAUCUUAUUGAGAAUAAAGACCUUAACAUUGAGCCUAGGCCUACCAUGCCAAGGGCUAACAAACCUCAAGCGAUCCAUUUCCAAUAGGAUUAAUUAAGGUCUCGUUGAACAUAGCAAGAUCAAGUCACCAACCAUUUAUAGCAAAAAUCUCCAAAUUUAACAUAGCACUCUAAUUCUCACCAAAGAAGUAAGCUCCAUACCCAAGGUAUAGCUAAUAAAUUUGAAAAAUUGUUAGAGGGUGGGAUGAGCUAACGCCCAGUAAGUAGCAUAAAUGCAAGUUUCAUGAUAAUGUUUACAAAAUAUGUUUUAGUUUGGGAAAUUGCUAACUGAAUACUGCAAGAUCAUUUUCAAUAAUAAUAUAACAAGAAUGAUUAAAUGAUGAAACACAAAGUUUCUCAAAAUAAUACCAUGAAACUAUAUAUUAUAAUCAAUGAGCACUAAUAAUAUAAUUCCAAAGCCAUAAAAUCCAACAUACAGUAAUUUAUCACAAAUAUACCACACUACCACAUAGACUGGUCAAGGGAUCCACCCAUUCACAACUGGCAUGAUAUUAUCCUCUCUGGUAUGCAGACUCUUGGCCCUAUAGACAACGGCCCCACCCAUACCCACAAGGUUUUUCUCUCCCCCCAUGGGCUGCCGAGAGAGUGCAUCAAAUAGGACCUCUCUUGCAUGUGGUCUCUUGGCCCCUUGGGUAACAACCUCACCCACACACAAUCAAGGAACCUCUUCCCCAUAUAGGCAAUAGGGAAGAACGCGUCAUCCAAAGUGAAAAAACACUGAUCUGGAUUUGAUUCCAUUGUCACAAAGACUACAAAAAUCAAAUCGAGAAAUCACACAUGGCAUGGUGUUAAAACCACAUAAGCUCACAAGUUACAUUACUUUGAAACACAUAGUUCAUAUCUA
Molecule: messenger RNA, 2975 nt
Organism: Quercus lobata
Lineage: Eukaryota; Viridiplantae; Streptophyta; Magnoliopsida; Fagales; Fagaceae
Product: subtilisin-like protease SBT4.3
Exons: 6
Biological process (GO): proteolysis
Molecular function (GO): serine-type endopeptidase activity
Source: RefSeq, a predicted model, not a curated record